GUUUUUAAAAAAGCGGCGGUUGGCGUUGAGAGCACCUUUUGAUGCAACACUUUGUUCACUAUUUUGACAUCUUUGUAACUUAACAAAACGGUCCUGGUACUUUUCCUGAGUUGUAAGCUCUCUUCCUGCACCAGGAUUAUGCAGAAGCAUCAUUAUGCAGAGAAGCAGGGCCUCCUGGGCUCUCUCUGUCCUGGGCAGAAGAAGCUGGAGGGGAAGAUUUUCUACCUGGAUAGUGUGAAGAAACGUGCCACAGCUCUGCUUUUGGAGGCCAUAUCACUUCUAGGAGGGAGGGUUGAGAGUUUCUUGCACAAGGAUGUAAGCUUUGUUGUGACGGGGAGUCAAGAGGGCCAGAGUGAGUCGAGGUGUACCAAGACCAAAGCAGGAGCAAAGGAGAUGAGGGAUGAGGCCCAAAAUCCUAUAACGACACGAGAAAGUGCCCUCAGCAAUGGCAAACAGCGACCAGGAACUCCAAGACCAACGGUUUGUGGCAGCCGUGGGAAAGCCCUGCUUGAAAAAGCCAUCCGCAACAAUGAACGAUUGAAGGGGAGCAGUGUUUUGGCUAACGCUCGGUCGUGGGGAGUGAAGAUUCUGUUUGUGGAUGAUGUCCUGUUGUAUUUGAAACAGCUGACUCGAGAGAGCUUCAGUACAGUACCCAAGAGGCCAGAGAAAACGUACAACAAACAACAAAAUGCCAAUGUUGUCAAAGCUGCAGCUCUGCGGUCUCCCUAUCUAAAAAUUGAGGACAUGAGCAGGAAAUACAGACCUCUUCAUAUGCAGUCCAUGACUUUCCCCACGAUGUGCUACUCCGGGAGAUUCAGUCCCUUUGAAUCUCCUCCUGCUUUCUUUGAAAAACAGACCGGGCAAUUAGAAAAUAAAACAAGUAGGGAGAAGAAGAAAGUUGAAAGCAGCGUUCAGGACAAAUCUCAAACUCCAGUCAGCUGUAACCCUUCACCCUGGCGGCCGCGCAAAAAGGAUGUGUCUUACUGUGAAUGCUGUCAUCAACACUUAAAUAAUCUGGAAGAGCACUUGCAGUCAGAUCAGCAUCGUGCGUUUGUGCUGGAUCCCUCUAACUACACUGUUGUGGACCAACUAGUGUCUGAAAUGCUUCCAGGUUUUGAACUCAAUACAUCUCAACCAGAAGAAGAAAUCCUAAACAGACCACUUUCUCCUAUGCCCAUGGAGCAUGUCUGUGAACUGGAGCCUCUCACUGAUGUUGAGACUGAGCGAGCUGUUCAAGCCCUACAGUCAUUCAACACUCACAUCUUUGACCCUCCUAUCAAUCCUCUUCCUUCUGGCCCUGCCAGCCCAUCACCAGGACUUCAGCGUCCCACCCCUUCUACUGAUGUCCAGCCUUCAACCACUCUCACUGACACCAAGCUCCCGCUCAGUCCAGCCAUGCCUGCUUUGGAUGUUGAACCACAAACCAACCACUUAUCCCACCAGCUGCCUGGUACCCAUUAUCUCUCCCCUUGCCUGUCCUCAGACCCCUACCCCCUUCCUCCAGUCCUCAGCCCACAAGUCUCUUAUCCCUCUCAUAUGUUGGAGCCACACGGCUUAUACUCAGAGCCUCCGAUCCUCAGCCCUCAGAAGUACACUGUGGAUGACGCUGCAGAGGGACACAAAGGAGAAAAUGAGUCUCAGUUUGUCCCAGACAUCACAAUUCUUGUCUCCGACCCACUUACUUCCUGUGUGGCUUUGACAAAUAUGGAAUUAGUAAAAGGAUCAAACCAAGACAGUGAACUAGGAUUUAGAGGGAUUAUUUGUUCAACAGAAGGUUUGGAAUAUGCUACGCCAUUUUCUUGUAGAUCUCGUUCCCUCCCUCGACAGUCAGCGACAGCACCAAACCCUAAGAAGCGCUGUAGAUCAGCCAGCCCAGACUACAGCCGGAGCAAAAAAAGGAGGAUUACAGAACAAGGUCAUGAAUCUGCAGAACUAGAAAAAGACUCUAAGGUGAAACCUGAGGGCUGUGUAUUAUUAGACAAAAUCUACUAUCCAGAUUUACCAUCCUCUCCAAACCAAAAAUUCUCUUCUACAUGCACUGGUCCUUUAAAACAGGAUUUUACAUUGUUUUCUAUUCCUGUUGUACAGAAUUUCACUUGGACAUUGACUCAAAACAUUCAUAGUAGCACUUCUGUUGAUCAGCCAUUAUGGCCACCCUCCUCAAACUCAAAGAUUUUUGAUCCUCCUGUUCACUUUAACAAAUCCCUCUCAAGCCAAGACUCUCAGCACCUACAACCCCUCUCCACAUCUGUGUGCAUAGAGCCGGCCCUCAUACCAGACUUCACCGCCCUCUCUCCAUCAUCAUCAGACUCAGACUGGGACUGUGAGCUUCUCUCACACAUCGGAUCAACUGCAGCUGCCCCCUUGUCCCCUGCUGAGCAGACAUGCGAGCUGGACCAGGAGCUCCUCCAUAGGCCGUGUACUUGGAUGCAUGAUAGCAGCUAUGAGUCCCGCUUACACACCGUCCUACAGCCAGCCAACACGGCAAGCUCGCUAAGUGGGGAUGAAAUGGACCCUUCUGUGUUCUCACGAACUGUGGUGCAGGUUGUGGAGGUUCAGCAUUGACUGUUUCUAAUCACUUUCAAGAACUGGAAUAAUCAAGUCAUGUCACGUUUCAAGUCAUCAAAAAAAGCCAGUGAAAUGUACACUGAAUAAGUAUUUAAAACUUUGUGCAGCUAAAAUGUGACGCUGUUACUAGAGAUGCAGAUUUUUAACCAUAGUUUAUUUUCUAAUAGAAGUGUCUGAGCUGAUGCUGCAACUUCUCAUGAGUUCAUAGCAUCCUUUAUCACUGACUGCAGCAUCUGAGCAGCUAUGUCCGGGAACACACGGUGGUAUUGAGAAUUUAAUGAGGCAUUUCUGAAGGAGUGCAUUACUCAAUUACAGUGAGUGCUGCGUCUGGAUCAGAUCCCACUCUCACUAGCGCUCAGGCGUUAGUGAAGGACUCGCACAACACGUGAAACAAAUCUGUGAUUAAUGUCAAAUGGCUUUUCCUGCAUUUUGAAGGUGGGCCAGAGGACUGACUGUCAGAGAGAGCAAGAAGUUUACCAUCUUCACUUAUCUGUAGUGCAAGGUCAAUGCAAAAGUAAACAAAACCCCACGCUGUCCCAAAAUCACACCAUGUCUUAUGUGGCAAUUUAAACAGGUGCAGAAUAUAGCAAUCUAUGAGAUAUACCACAUGAUUUUAGUGUGAGCAAAACUUUAUGUCCUUGUACAGUGUGUUUUAAUAAAGGAUUUUAACCAUCA
Cheilinus undulatus (humphead wrasse) is the source of this 3243-nucleotide messenger RNA. It is a transcript of the gene dbf4b, whose product is annotated as DBF4 zinc finger B. The record is from RefSeq and is a predicted model, not a curated record. NCBI's taxonomy places the organism in Eukaryota, Metazoa, Chordata, Actinopteri, Labriformes, Labridae. Gene Ontology annotation, molecular function: nucleic acid binding; zinc ion binding; protein serine/threonine kinase activator activity. The transcript is spliced from 12 exons. Gene Ontology annotation, cellular component: Dbf4-dependent protein kinase complex; nucleus. Gene Ontology annotation, biological process: positive regulation of nuclear cell cycle DNA replication; regulation of cell cycle phase transition. Bases 139 to 2565 code for a protein of 808 amino acids.